AUGGCUGAAGACCUUGCGAGGGAACGACUGCAGAAACUCGUCGGGUUCUGCGCAAACAACCCAUCCAUCCAAUAUGUCACCCCAUCCUCGCCCAAGUAUGCAGAGCUGCGCGCGGCAUAUGUUUCUCUACCCGACUUGAAUCCCCUUGUGAUUGCUCGUCCAUCUACCGUGGAGGCUGUAGCUUGUAUCGUGUCCUUCGUGGUGGCUAACGACAUUCCAUUCACAAUUCGAUCGGGAGGCCACGACUCCUUCGGGCGAUUCUUCCGAAAUGGGGCGGUCGCGGUCGACAUGCGGUUGGUUAACUACGUCGAAAUUGAUCAGGAGUCCAUGACCGCGCGGAUCGGGGGAGGCAUCCUCGGCGGGGAUCUGAUCCGUGCUUUGCAGAAGCGUGGGCUCGCCGCUGCAGUCGGGACGGUCUCCUCGGUCGGAUACGCGGGCUGGGCGAUGUACGGUGGCUACGGACCGUACAGUGCCAAAUUUGGAUUGGGAGUCGAUCAAAUCCUGGCAGCCAAAGUUAUCAACGCUCAGGGGGAGCUGAUGGAUGCCGAUGCAGAGCUGCUCAAAGCCAUUCGUGGCGCGGGGGGAGCAUUCGGGGUUGUCGCUGAGCUCACGAUUCCGGUGCACCGCCUGGAUCAAACUCUCGCAGGCGCCAUUGCGUUCCAGUCCGAUGAUCUCCCUGCAAUCAUCCGACAGUACAACACGGGCUACCAGGCUUUAUGUGCCGAAGGGAUCCCUGCAGAGCUCAGCCUGCAACAGAGUGUUUUCAACCUUCCUCACGGUAAGACCUUGGUUGUCCUGUUCGUGUGGGCGUCCUCCGACAUCAAGACUGGACAAUCAUGGGCCGAGAAGAUUAGCGCUCUAGCUCCGGUGGCUCACUACGCCGUCCAACCAACAACGCCCCUUACCUAUCUGACCAACACGGAUCGAAUGGUGCCGUCCCAUACGCGUGGGCGUGUGCGGACGAUCAGCCUGAAGCGAUUGAGCGAAGAGGUCUUAGACGUGAUCUCCACCGGCGUCCUGAAGAUGCCGACGGAUCCGCACACCUUCGUCGCCAUGCAUGAGCUUCGGACCGGCACCCCAUCGGCCCAGGGUCACUCUGACUCGGUAUUUCCGGCCAGGGAAGCCCACUUUGUGUUCGAGAUUAUAGGAAAUGCGCAGCGCGAAGAGAAUCUAGACCUUGCGACUGCGUGGGGGCAGGACUUCUGGAACGAGCUGAGCCGCACUGAUCAGGAGAAUGUUCUCCCGUCGACGUAUCUGUCCCUGACGGCCCCGGAGGAGGUGCAAAUGUCGCGAACAUUUGGGGAGAACUAUGCGUGGUUGGUGGAGAUGAAAGGCAAACACGAUCCUCGAGGGGUGUUUGCGGCGGCCACGGCGAGGUUUUGA
Aspergillus aculeatus ATCC 16872 is the source of this 1383-nucleotide messenger RNA. RefSeq names its product FAD-binding oxidoreductase. Lineage: Eukaryota; Fungi; Ascomycota; Eurotiomycetes; Eurotiales; Aspergillaceae. Gene Ontology annotation, molecular function: FAD binding. The transcript has 2 exons. The record is from RefSeq and is a predicted model, not a curated record. Bases 1 to 1383 code for a protein of 460 amino acids.